Messenger RNA from Epithele typhae, 1506 nucleotides. RefSeq names its product class III chitinase. Gene Ontology annotation, cellular component: extracellular region. Lineage: Eukaryota; Fungi; Basidiomycota; Agaricomycetes; Polyporales; Epitheliaceae. The record is from RefSeq and is a predicted model, not a curated record. The coding region runs from base 1 to 1506 and encodes 501 amino acids. Gene Ontology annotation, molecular function: carbohydrate binding; chitinase activity. The transcript has 17 exons. Gene Ontology annotation, biological process: carbohydrate metabolic process.
AUGGCCGCCUUCAGCUUCCCGCCACGCCCCCUUUGUGCCGCCGCCGCACUUGCAUUCGGGCUCGCGAGUGCGCGGCUCGCCUCCGCCUUCGACGGCAGCCGAUUCGACAAUGUGGCGAUAUAUUGGGGUCAGAACUCGUACGGGGCCACACACUCGGACGUCGCGAACUACCAGAAGACGCUCUCGUUCUACUGCCAGGAUGACUCGAUAGACGUCAUCCCCGUUGCGUUCAUCAGCACCUUCUUCGGGACAGGCGGUGCCCCGGUGCUCGACCUUGCCAACAUCUGCAACCCGAAGGACAACGCGACGUUCGCCGGCACUGGGCUCGUGAACUGCGCCUCGGUCGCUUCCGACGUCAAGACGUGCCAGAGCAAGGGCAAGGCCGUCACCCUCUCCCUCGGUGGCGGGGGCGCCUCCGUCGGCUUUCAGUCCGACAGUCAGGCCGAGAGCUUCGCCGACACCAUCUGGAACGACUUCCUCGGUGGCUCGAGCUCCACCCGUCCGUUUGCCGACGCCGUUCUCGACGGCGUCGACCUCGACAUCGAGGGAGGCGGCACCACGGGUUACGUCGCGUUUGUGAACCGUCUCCGCUCUUACUUCAGCUCUGCUAGCAAGAAAUACUACAUCACCGGUGCUCCCCAAUGCGUAUACCCCGACGCAUCUCUCGGCAGCACCCUAAACUCCGUCGCCUUCGACGCCGUUUACGUCCAGUUCUACAACAACCCCUGCGGACUGAACGUUUACAACAGCUCGAACGGCUUUAAUUUUGGUCUCUGGGACAUCUGGGCGAGGAGCAGUCCAAACCCGAACGUCAAGGUCUACGUCGGCGCGCCCGCGUCAUCAACCGCCGCGGGCUCCGGAUACGUGGAUCCGUCGACCCUGGCCACGAUCCUCGCGAAGACCCGGGACCGGUUCCCCUCUUUCGGAGGGGUUAUGAUGUGGGAUGCCUCGCAGGCGUAUGCGAACAACCGGUACGACGCGGCAGCCAAGAGUGCGCUAGUCGCCGCCGGGGGCACUGGCUUCGAGUUCCCUGCAUGCUCUGCGGUGGCCUGGUCGGCUAGCGGCACCUACCCUGGUGGGAGCCAGGUCUCUUACAACGGUUACAUAUGGCAGGCGAAGUGGUAUGCCUCCGGUGCGCCCAAGGCGGACAUGAACGGCGACUGGCAGCCUAUCAGCGCCUGCGCAGGAAACGCGCCCUCGAGCACAACCACCAGCGCGGGGAGCGCGCCGACGUCGGGCACCGGCAACUGCGCGGGUGUCGCCGCCUGGGACUCCUCGAUCGCGUACAACGGCGGCCAGCAGGUGACCUACAACGGCCACCUGUGGACGGCGAAGUGGUGGACGCAGGACGAGACGCCGAGCAGCACGAGCGACGUCUGGACCGACUCCGGCGCGUGCAAGACCUCGGGCAAGGAGCAGAGCGCUAGCGCCAGCGCCGAGGCCACCAGCAAGACCGACUCCGCGACCGCACGGCCGCUCAAGUCGUCUCGCUUCUUCCGCCUCUGA